Antrostomus carolinensis (chuck-will's-widow) is the source of this 2916-nucleotide messenger RNA. RefSeq names its product anillin. The annotation marks the transcript as partial. The transcript has 20 exons. Lineage: Eukaryota; Metazoa; Chordata; Aves; Caprimulgiformes; Caprimulgidae. Gene Ontology annotation, cellular component: actomyosin contractile ring. The record is from RefSeq and is a predicted model, not a curated record. Gene Ontology annotation, biological process: septin ring organization; actomyosin contractile ring assembly; mitotic cytokinesis.
AUGGAAGGGUUUGCCAAGGAAAGGCCCUUUUCUAAGCCAGGCUGUGCGUUUCCUGGCGCUUUGCUGUCUGCCGUUCGUGUGCCUCUGGCAGUAACGCAUGAUUUACUGACUGCUCAGAAACUCCUUGAGAGAACCCGUGCCAGGAGAGAGAACCUGCAGAAGAAAAUGGCUGAGCGGCCCAAGAUGGGAAUGAGACCGACAGCGCAGACCAAGAGGGUCAGAGAGCCUUUAUUAGAAACUGGUAACCAGGCACCUCUUCCUGACGAAGAAGUGAAACCUGUUACAAAGCCAUCACCAUCAAAGAGGCUCUGCCCUGACAAUGUGGAGACUCAAGCUUCCAGUUCAGAGAACAUACAACCAGUUCCUUCAGGUUCCACAAGCCAUCAUUCUCCCGAGGUGACUUCAGAGUUGCAUGUAGCUGCUUCUAACAGGGAUUCAUUGGUUCAGCCCCUUGAGAAAGGAAAAGCAAACACGCAGUCAGGAACUCCUGCGGUCCUUUCAGUCAAAACACGCAUGCAGAGACUGGCAGAACAGCGACGCUGCUGGGACAGCGAGGAUCCCUCUGAAUGUGUUCCUCUGUCUCCCCUCCAGUCAAAAGAUCUGUGUGUUUCUCCACCUAAGCAGCCGUCUAAUGCCCUGGCAAGUGACACCCCUAUUGGGAGAAGAGGCCGUUUAGCUAACCUUGCUGCUACAAUUGGUUCCUGGGAAGAUGACCUAAGUCAUCCAUCUGCAAAGCAAAACAAUGCACAAGAACAGCCUGGCACUACUUGUUUAUCCAAAUUGUCCACUACAAGUGGAGCAUCUGCUAGAAUCAAUAGUAGCAGUGUAAAGCAGGAAGCUGCACCCUGUUCUCAAAGGCUUGUUGAGGCUUCUUUUAAUAAACCAGCGAACUCAAAGGUAGCGGAUCCAAAUAAUUUUGUAACACAAUCCUCAAGAGGCGCUGUUCCCUGUUCUAAGGAAUCUGAAGUACGACAACCGCUAACAGAGAAUCCCUGCAGCCCUCGGAAGGCUGAACAGUGUACACAAACAGCAAAAUCAGCUUUGCCUCAACCAGUUCAGUCCAAAGAAGAGCCAGUCAAAGGAACACAUGUACAACUUGAACCUAAGGGUAAACCCACAACACCAGGGGGAUCAGGAAUUAAGCCCUUCCUGGAACGCUUCGGGGAGCGCUGUCAGGAGCGUAGUGCACGGAGUCCUGCUACGAAUACUGCGGGGUGCAGAACACCCAUUGUUACCCCAAAUACAAGGACAAUCCAGGAAAGGCUUCUCAAACAAAAUGAAAACUCCUCUACUGCCAGUUUAGCUCUUCAGCUUAAGCAGGAACGUGAACGAGAACUUGCGUGCCUUCGUGGCCGGUUUGAUAGGGGCAAUCUGUGGAGCACGGAAAAAAGUGAAAGUUCCAAGAGAAAACUUCCAGAAGCUAAAAUGGAAAGCCAAUCUCGGGCUAGUCCAAAACGUCCUCCUGGUUCAGAUUCCACCACUUUUGGAUCAGCAGAAGAUACACCAGCAGUUGACAGGCCAGCAAAGUCUCCCAGUGUAGAGUCUUCAGGUGCUCCUAAGUGUGAAGAGACUGACAAACCCAGUCCUCUGAAGAUUGCUGAGCCAAAGAGCCCUGUCGAAGCAAUAUCUGUCUCAAAACUUGAACAACUUGCUGAGAAACAGAAAGAUGAAGUAGAUGAAAUUGAAAUGAGUGUGGAUGACGAGAUGAAUAGCUCGAAAGUGAUAAAUGAAAUUUUUGAAGUUCUUCAAGAGGAUAGUCCAGACAUAGAAAAACUGAAGAAAGAAAUGAGCAUGAGCCUGGAAGGUGAAAGUGAUGAGGAUGAGCAGGAAGAGUCACUGAAUAUUUCGUCAAUGUCUUUGUUAACUCCUCUAGUGGAAUCUGUUGGUCCAGAGGCCUUUGUUUCUCCUUGUAAGUCAAUUGGUGAAGGCAGCAGUACAAGUGAUGUAAGUCUAAAGUCUGAGAAGUUCCAAAGGACUAAAGUCCCCAGGGCAGAAUCUGGAGACAGUAUUGGCUCCGUGUCAGAAGAUCGCAACCUUCCAUAUAGUGUUGAUGCAUAUAGAUCUCAAAGAUUUAAAGAAACUGAUCGUCCUUCAAUAAAGCAAAUCAUUGUUCGCAAAGAAGAUGUUGCUUCCAAACUAGAAAUGAAAAAGAAUGGCCCAUCUGAUCAAGUCAAUAUAAAAAAGAAAAUGCAGGAGCUGAAUAAUGAGAUCAACAUGCAGCAGACAGUGAUUUAUCAAGCCAGUCAAGCUCUGAACUGCUGUUUUGAUGAGGAGCAUGGAAAAGGGUCACAAGAGGAAGCAGAGGCAGAGAGACUGCUUCUCGUUGCAACUGAGAAGAGAACUGCUUUAUUGGAAGAACUUAAUAAACUGAAGAGUGAGGGACCUCCUAGUAGAAGAAAUAAAGCUUCUAUAUCCACUGAAUUUGCUCCAUCCAGGGGAUCUGUUUCCAUUUCAGAAAUGCGUCUACCUCUAAAAGCAGACUUUGUAUGUGGUACAGUUCAAAAGCCAGAAGCAGCAAAUUACUACUAUGUAAUAAUACUGAGAUCUGGAGCAGAAAACAUGGUUGCAACUCCGUUAGCAAGUACUGCCAGCUCCCUGAAUGGAGAUGCUCUCACGUUUACCACGACAUUUACUAUGCACGAUGUGUCAAAUGACUUUGAAAUAAAUAUAGAAGUUUACAGUUUGGUGCAGAGAAAAGAAGUUACAAGCACUGAUAAAAGGAAAAAGGCAAACAAAUCGAAGGUUAUUACUCCAAAGAGACUAUUAACAUCUAUUACCUCUAAAAGCACCCUUCUUACUCCAGUCAUGGCCAGUCCAGGUGGCCCUAAUGCUAUACGCACUACUAAUUUCAUCCUUGUUGGAUCCCACAAGCUUUCACUGUCUUCUCUUGGAAAUACCAAAUUUGCAUUGGACAAG